CCCCCCAGGGCGGGGAGGAGGAGGACGGCCGGACAGGGCCAGCCUACUGUCCGCCUGCCGCCCGCCGUGGCGUGAAGGAGCUCCUGUGUGCCCACGGUCACCACUGCCCCACCUGGGCUGCCGGAGCUUUCCCCCGGAUCCCUGGUGCCCACUGUCCACCCUCAUCCGGCGUGAGAGCUCUCCUUCCGCUCCGUCCUCGCCCAACCUCGGAGGAUCCCCAUUUCCGGCCAAGCAAACUGAGGCCUGCGGUGGAGGAAGGGUCCGGCCCAGGUCUCCCCGCUGGGUGCUGCUGGUCGCUCUCGCAGCGCUGAGGCACGCGCUUCGCCGGCGCCACGUCGGUUCCUCCGGUGCCCGUUCCCGGGGAGGCCCAUUCAUCAUCACCACUUCGCAGAUGAGCAGACUGAGGGCGGACGCCGCGGGCAUGGACUAUUCGUACGACGAGGACCUGGAUGAGCUGUGCCCCGUGUGCGGGGACAAGGUGUCGGGCUACCACUACGGGCUGCUCACGUGCGAGAGCUGCAAGGGCUUCUUCAAGCGCACGGUGCAGAACAACAAGCACUACACGUGCACGGAGAGCCAGAGCUGCAAGAUCGACAAGACGCAGCGCAAGCGCUGUCCCUUCUGCCGCUUCCAGAAGUGCCUGACAGUGGGGAUGCGCCUGGAAGCUGUGCGUGCUGACCGCAUGCGGGGUGGCCGGAACAAAUUCGGGCCCAUGUACAAACGGGACCGUGCCCUGAAGCAGCAGAAGAAGGCACAGAUUCGAGCCAAUGGCUUCAAGCUGGAGACGGGUCCUCCGAUGGGGGUGCCUCCCCCACCGCCUCCCCCGCCGGACUACAUGCUGCCCCCCGGCCUGCACGCGCCUGAGCCCAAGGGCCUGGCCUCUGGUCCACCUGCUGGGCCGCUGGGCGACUUUGGAGCUCCAGCAUUGCCCAUGGCUGUGCCCAGCGCCCACGGGCCUCUGGCCGGUUACCUCUAUCCCAGCUUCCCUGGCCGUGCCAUCAAGUCUGAGUACCCAGAGCCCUAUGCCAGUCCCCCGCAGCCGGGGCCGCCCUAUGGCUACCCAGAGCCCUUCUCCGGAGGGCCGGGCGUGCCCGAGCUCAUCCUGCAGCUGCUGCAGCUGGAGCCAGAUGAGGACCAGGUGCGGGCGCGCAUUGUGGGCUGUCUGCAGGAACCAGCCAAAGGCCGCCCUGACCAGCCUGCACCUUUCAGCCUCCUGUGCCGGAUGGCUGACCAGACCUUCAUCUCCAUCGUGGACUGGGCACGCAGGUGCAUGGUCUUCAAAGAGCUAGAGGUGGCUGACCAGAUGACACUGCUGCAGAACUGCUGGAGUGAGCUGCUGGUGUUUGACCACAUCUACCGCCAGAUCCAACAUGGCAAGGAUGGCAGCAUCCUGCUGGUCACCGGGCAGGAGGUGGAGAUGAGCACGGUGGCGGCCCAGGCGGGCUCCCUGCUGCACAGCCUGGUCCUGCGGGCGCAGGAGCUGGUGCUGCAGCUGCACGCUCUGCAGCUGGACCGCCAGGAGUUUGUCUGCCUCAAAUUCCUCAUCCUCUUCAGCCUCGACGUGAAGUUCCUGAAUAACCACAGCCUGGUAAAAGAUGCUCAGGAGAAGGCCAAUGCCGCCUUGCUUGAUUACACCCUGUGCCACUACCCGCAUUGCGGGGACAAGUUCCAGCAGCUGCUGCUGUGCCUGGUGGAGGUGCGGGCACUGAGCAUGCAGGCCAAGGAAUACCUGUACCACAAGCAUCUGGGCAACGAGAUGCCCCGCAACAACCUGCUCAUCGAGAUGCUGCAAGCCAAGCAGACUUGAGCCUGGGCUGGGUGGGGCCGGGACCGGGGCCAGGGUGGGGGUUGCAGCCACCCCCAAGGCCCUCCAGAUGUUUGAUUUUAUUAUGCCGAUCCAGGAGCCCCACCCUGUAAGCCCCUGCCCCUGAGCUGUCUGAAGCCCUGUGUUUGGGAAGGUGGGUGAGGGUGGACAGGGCCUGGCUGAGGGAGGGUGGCCCCACUGGCACUUGCUUGCUACUCAGAGUGCCCCAAGAAGGCGGCUGCUAACCAUCCCCUCCCCCUCCCCUUGCACCCAGCUGUCUGUCCUGGAGUCUGGAGCACAUAUCCAGGGAGGAGGUUCGGGAUUCCCUGGUGGGCCUCAAUGUCCCUCAGGUCAGAAGUUGUCUCUCCCCUCUCCGGGAAACAGAAGCAGAGAGGCUGAGCGGGCAUCAACUGGGGGAGGAGAGGGGGUCUCCGGAACCCCCUCCCAGAGACCAGGAGGGAAGCCCUCUGUUUUGUUAACUAGGGGUAACUGAGUUUGCAAAAUUGAUCAUGCACUGUGGGUCCCAGAGGACACUGGGGGGAGGGUUAGGACAAAGACCUCCCCCAGCCCUUCUACCCCAUCUGACUUGUGCAGGGGAGAACUCUGACAUGCUAUCUGAAAAGAAUCUCACUGCAAUCAGCUUUCUAUCCCUCUCCCACCAGGGAGCUAGAACAUUCUAGCCGCACCCACAGUCGGCCAGCCCAGGCUGGUAGUAUCUGCAAGGCUGUAGUCAAGAGGUUUGUGGGUUUGUGGGGUUUGUUUUUUAAUCUAGUAAUCUAGAUACUUUCUGAAAGGUGUAUAUGUGGGGGGAGGGGCAGGGGAUGGAUUUGAGGAUUGAGGCUGGGACUUGGGGCUUAGCACCAGGUACAGCCCAUGGUUUCUCACCAAACACCUGCAUGCCAAGUACCCCAAGGGUGGUGCUGGACCAUUGUUUCAAUCCAGAGAAGAGUUGUUGAUUACCCCUCCUUAAAGGAAUAGCAGGGUGCCCUGCUGGUCUGAGAGUCUCUGUGUGUGGGAGUAUGGGUGACCUUGAGGAGGGUGUAUGGGGUCUCCAGAUGGGGGAGAUUGCUGAGAGGCCCCUCCCUCAUUAGCCCGGUCCCCUUGGGUUCCUGGCUGCAAAGCUUGGAAGCUGGGUUUCAGCUCCCUGGUCUCCUCUGCCCCGUGUCCUGAAAAACACGUUCCAGGCCCAGGCACUAGGGAGGGGCCUUGGCUGUCCUUUCUCCCCUGGCCUGGGCGUUCCUGUCUCUCCUGCUUUCACGUUGCCAUUACAGCUUGUGCUGAGCCUGUCCAGUUGGAGGUGACUGGGCAUCCAUGCCUCCUUGCCUUCCAGCACCCUGUCUCGGUCCCCACCCCUGCCCUCUGAAGUGUGUGCCCCUGCCAAGGCCAGAGGCCCAUGACCCCAAAAUGAGAAGUGCCCUUAAGAAUCUCCCAGCCCCUGCAGCCCUAGAAUAAAUUUUGCAAUUAGUUUCCAGCUA
Canis lupus familiaris (dog) is the source of this 3279-nucleotide messenger RNA. RefSeq names its product nuclear receptor subfamily 5 group A member 1 (gene NR5A1). NCBI's taxonomy places the organism in Eukaryota, Metazoa, Chordata, Mammalia, Carnivora, Canidae. Gene Ontology annotation, molecular function: zinc ion binding; RNA polymerase II cis-regulatory region sequence-specific DNA binding; nuclear receptor activity. Gene Ontology annotation, biological process: tissue development; regulation of transcription by RNA polymerase II; hormone-mediated signaling pathway. The transcript has 8 exons. The record is from RefSeq and is a predicted model, not a curated record. The coding region runs from base 392 to 1807 and encodes 471 amino acids. Gene Ontology annotation, cellular component: RNA polymerase II transcription regulator complex.